UGUAUGUGUCGAGCAGCUGAGAGAAGCAGCAAGCAGAUACACUGCAUCCACAGACUUCUGUCCAGCCCUAACCAAACAACUGUGCUCUAACCGCUGCUGAGGAGUCCGUCAGAAAAUGGCUCGGAUGGUCAGUCGCUUCUGUCAGCUGCUUGGUAAAGUGCCUGUCAAAUGUCCUCUCCCCCAGAGGAGUGUGGUGUUGAUGCGAUCGCUUGGCACAACCUCUGGCCUGAGGUCACUGACACGCUACGAUCAGUCAGGCGGGAGCACAGACUGGAAGAAGAAGCUCACUCCAGAACAGUACACGAUGACAAGAGAACGAGGAACAGAAGAGCCUUUCAGUGGCCUCUACCUAAGCCACACGGAAGAGGGCAUGUACCACUGUGUCUGCUGUGACACUCCUCUCUUUAGCUCUGCAUCUAAAUUUAAUUCGGGGACAGGAUGGCCAUCUUUCACUGAGGCCCAUGGAACAUGGGAGCAAGAUGAAAGUCAUGCCAACAUUCUGCGUCGCCCUGACAACUCACUAGGUAGCACAGCAACAGAAGUUAUUUGUAAGCAGUGUGAUGCUCAUCUCGGUCACGUGUUCGACGACGGGCCAGAGCCCUCAGGCCACCGCUUCUGCAUUAACAGCAUUGCACUCAACUUCACACCAAGUGCUAAGAAAUAAGGGCCACAAAUUGUCACACUGAUAAGGUCCCAUGAAUGCCAUAUGCUCCCUUGAUCGCUCCCUCAAGUCUCUACCCAGGUAUGUGAUCAGAUACAUCAAUGACACAUCAAGAAGGAAGACCGAGAAGAGGAAGUAUCGAAACCAUGCUCCAACCACCCUAUAAAGGAUUAAACAUGAUUCAUUCGGAGGGCCAUACCAGCAGUCUGUUAACAUCUUGGUGGAACACCUUGCAGUGACAAAAAAAUAUUUGAUAAACAUUUGUGUUUAUUCAUGCUUACCAGGACACUUCCAUUUUGGCUCUAUUAAAAAAAUACAUAAAAUUG
Molecule: messenger RNA, 987 nt
Organism: Clupea harengus (Atlantic herring)
Lineage: Eukaryota; Metazoa; Chordata; Actinopteri; Clupeiformes; Clupeidae
Product: methionine-R-sulfoxide reductase B2, mitochondrial-like
Biological process (GO): response to oxidative stress; protein repair
Cellular component (GO): cytoplasm
Molecular function (GO): peptide-methionine (R)-S-oxide reductase activity
Source: RefSeq, a predicted model, not a curated record